UUGGGGGAUGUUGAGCUGCGGCUUCAAUUGUUUUUUUCAACCACUGCAAUUUAAGUAGCCGUAGCCAUAGGUCAAGAUUCGGAGACGGCCUCAGGAAACCGCAGUCUGGUUCCAUCAUUUCUUACACAGCACAACUUCAAACCUGUGUCGAUGAAGAAGGACUUUCUCUGAUGUGUUUGUAACUGGUGCUUUUGAGGCAGAUACAUGUACGUGUAAUUAGCUGGGGAUGGUUUACACAUGAUGAGUUUGUCUACACUGAAGAAGAUCGCAGCUUAUGGUGGAGUGGUAUCCGUUCUUGGAGCUGGCUAUUUCUUUAAGAGGAUUCAAGAUGGGCUUGCUGCGGGGUCGUACUACUCACAGUCCAUGAAAAUUCUCAGGGAACACCCAGGAGCGUCGGAGGUACUGGGCCACCCGAUACGAAGCAAGUUCCUCAACCUUGGAGAUCCUUUCAAUGUAGUCAAUUCAGCCGAAGCAAAGCUUGCCAUACCAGUCAAAGGUAGCAAACGGAGAGGAACUCUGUACACAUGGUCUGACAGACAAGGGCUAGGAUGGGAAGUCAGAAAGUUACAGCUACAGUUGAAAGGCACAGAGAGGAAGGUGACAAUCUAUGCUUUGGGGGCCAGCACACUGGACGGAAAUGUGGACAACCGGGACACGACUGAGAUUCUGGACGACUGACCUAACGGCAAGUUACGGCCAAGCUUCAAAUUCACCGGUUUUGUGUGUUUCAUCCAAUCGUGUGACCUUCGAGGGAUUGACGGAGCCGGUGCAGUGAAGCGGCAACCGUGCGACGUCUCAACGCCGGGGCUUAUCUGCCAACUCGAGGUCCAUCCCAGUCAAACCGGUGCGGUACCGUACCUACGCCACUCGAUCGAGCCUGAUGCGUUCAAAUCAAUUUCAUCCAUAGCAACUCGCAAGCUGCAAAUCCUAUUAAAUUGUGUUACUACUCCUAGCGUCCGACCUUCGGUUUCUCCCUUCAUUCGAGCGUGUUUUGUGCCCCCUCCUUCACCUUAGGAGGUUCGACGCAACUGUUUUCCCUUUAAUGAAAUGUUUGGUUUUUGUUUCGUGUGGGCUGACGCGCGCAUGGAGACUCUUAAAGAGCCGGAUGAAUGCCACAUAAUGGCCUCUAUAAAAACUGAAGGUUUUAUGCUUAGAUGCGUAAUUUGUCAUGUUUUAAAUCAUAUUAAGAUUUAAACCCAUUAGGUGUAAAGUACACCAUGAAGUAUUUGAAACUGAAAAAUUAUAGGCAUAUGUCAUUGUUAAUAAACGAUGUUUUGAGAACGUGUAAUUAUAACUUUUCACGAUCAUGCAUUUCCAGAAAGAACAAACCAUUUAUGAAUUCUUAAAUGUUGAGGUGUAGCUUUUACGUGCCACUGUUCAUCCUGCAAAACGCAAUCGCUCCAACGGAAAGCUGAACCAUCAAACAAGAAACCCUUGCAAAACCUUUAUACGUGUGUGAUGCAUUCCUGUAAGGCUCUAGGGGAACAUGUGAUCAACGUUGAGAAUUAUUUCAGUCAACAUUCGACAAAAUUGUUCACAGGAAACGUUGGAAUUCGAGACUUUUUACUACUUACACCGACAUUUUGUCCAACUCGAGAUCUGUUAACACAAAGCAUAUACGGUGACGACAACAUAUUCUCAACACCUCAGAUAAUGGACUAACAUCGGUUUUAAAAGAGUAUUCUUUUCUUGGCAGAAGUAGGCCACCCACAUUUGAUUGCCCAUGAGCACCGAUGAAUACUGAAAAUGUGAUCGAAGAAUAUUACUAUAAAUGUUUGGCUAAAGUGGCAAUGAAACCCCAUAAUCUCAUACUGCCGCACUAGUAAGAAACACACUGUUGUCGAUUUGUAGAUAGCCUAUGGGAAAGAUUGCACUUUUUAUCCAAUCUAAUCGUAUUGGAGUUACAUUUUAUGGUGAAAUCGACUUUUUUCUUUGUACCCAUUGCAAAUGGCGCCACUGUGUGUAUCAAUUGUACCAAAGAAGUAAUUCAAUUCAUUUUGAUAGGAAGUACUAUAAAGACAAAUAUAAGCGAUUAUUUUAAUAGAAACCUGGCUGAAUAGAGCCUCUGGAGUCUUUCAUCCUCAGUGAAUACAGAGACGUUGCUGAAAUUAAAGUAUUAUUCCCAA
This is a messenger RNA of Acanthaster planci (crown-of-thorns starfish), 2126 nucleotides long. Its product is annotated as cytochrome c oxidase assembly factor 1 homolog. The record is from RefSeq and is a predicted model, not a curated record. Gene Ontology annotation, cellular component: mitochondrial inner membrane. Gene Ontology annotation, biological process: mitochondrial respiratory chain complex IV assembly; mitochondrial respiratory chain complex I assembly. NCBI's taxonomy places the organism in Eukaryota, Metazoa, Echinodermata, Asteroidea, Valvatida, Acanthasteridae.